This is a messenger RNA of Acaulospora colombiana, 168 nucleotides long. The record is from the annotation of a GenBank genome assembly. Lineage: Eukaryota; Fungi; Glomeromycota; Glomeromycetes; Diversisporales; Acaulosporaceae.
AAACAAUAAUCGAUCAGAAAAUAGGAGAAGUACAAUAAGGUCUAUACCACUAGCAACUGGUAGUAAUAGAAAGUUAUUAAGGAGACGGAGAUAUCAAGAAGCAAACCAAGUCCCCCACCAGGCUUCACAAUAUUUCUCAGAAAUAGAUGAUGAAGCUUCAGAUACUAG